CAGAUAACUUUAAGGUAGACGAAAAAUGAAGAGAGAAGGCCAAAUGGGGACAUAUAUAACUGUAGCGAAGGAUGUCUACCUAGCAGCCUUGGAAGAAGACUGGGAUAGGAUGAUAUGUGCUUGCAGUGGCAGCAGUGAUAUGUACGUGAUGUCUCCAGUAACGGUUUCGGAAGAUACUCCAUUGCACCUGGCAGUGUAUAGCAACAAGAUUAAGCCGCUUCAAACUCUACUCGAUAUUGCCAAAAAAACUCCAGUGCUCGGGGAUCCCUAUACAAAAAAGAACGCGUAUGGAAAUACAGUUCUUCAUGAAGCAGUUUUUGCUGGAAAUAUGGAAGCAGUAGAGCACUUACUCCACGGUGAAUAUGAUCUUUCAAUGCAACUUCAGACUAAAAACGCGCUUGGGGAGACUCCAUUGUAUAGAGCUGCUGCAUGUGGUAAGAAUGAAAUAGUGAAGUAUUUAGCUCGACAAACUGGCCAAAUCUCAGAGGGAAAGCUAUCAGAGGAUCACAGCAAGAGAGAAGAUUCAAAGCCGAUUCUUCAUGCUGCCAUCCAAGGACAACACUUUGACACUGCUCAGGAUGAAUAUGAUCCUUCAAUGCAACUUCAGACUAAAAACAAGCUUGGGGAGACUCCAUUGUAUAGAGCUGCUGUAUGUGGUAAGGAAGAAAUAGUGGAGUAUUUAGCUGAGAAAAUGGACCAAAUCCCAGGGCUAAAGCUAUCAGAGGAUCACCGCAAGAGAGAAGAUUCAAAGCCGAUUCUUCAUGCUGCCAUCCAAGGACACCACUUUGACACUGCUCUGACGUUGCUGAAACUGGAUCCAUCACUUUAUGAAAUGAAGGACAAGAAGGGAAUGACCUGUCUUCAUGUCCUUGCUGGGAUGCCUAGUGCUUUCGAGAGUGGAUGUGCACUGCGCCAAGUUACCAUUACGAACUUGUUCUACCGUUGCCUUUCCACCGCAAAGGGUGAUGGCGACCAGAGCCGGAGUCAAAAAGGAUGGCCACUGGUGGAAAGAAUCCGGACAGAAAAGUACAAGCAUGAAUCUGCGUUGGAACUUGCCAAGGAGCUUAUCAGAAAGAACCAGCUUAAAUGGUGGCAAUCUAUCACAGUGAAGACUAACAAAGUUAAUAUCGAUACCCCUGGUCAAGGAGGAAGAGGAGGACAAAGUGAAAGACAAGGAGGGGGAGGAAUCCCAGGAGGAGGACGCGAAGGACAAGACGGAGCACGAGAAGAAGUGGACACAGGAAAAGGAGGGGGAGGAGGAGGGGUAGAAAAUAAUGAAAAUGUUCAACCAAAGAUAGAAGAAAAUAGAAGACAAGAGAGGCCUCCUUCACCUCCAAACCCGUUGUUUAUAGCAACUAGUAAUGGAAUAUUAGAGAUUGCUGAAGAGAUACUUGAUAAAUUUCCUCAGGCUAUUGAGCUUUUGAAUGAUGAGGGGCAAAACAUAUUGCAUGUGGCCGUGAUGCAUCGACGGCGGGAGAUUUUCCGUCUUGUAAAGAAAAAGAACAUACUAGUGACCAGGCUGAGUUCGAGCGUAGAUAAUAAUGGCUUCACAUUGUUGCACCAAGUUGCACACGUAAGGGGGGGCUUUCGAAUGACGAACUCAUGA
This is a messenger RNA of Populus euphratica (Euphrates poplar), 1606 nucleotides long. RefSeq lists its product as uncharacterized. Lineage: Eukaryota; Viridiplantae; Streptophyta; Magnoliopsida; Malpighiales; Salicaceae. Bases 26 to 1606 code for a protein of 526 amino acids. The transcript has 6 exons. Gene Ontology annotation, molecular function: protein binding. The record is from RefSeq and is a predicted model, not a curated record.